AUGGCAUACAGGAGUCGUGAAUGUAUUCGCAUUGUGUGGGACUCCAGAGAGGGCAAAUGGAGGUUCCGCCGGACGCACCAACUUCUACCGGAUCAUCCAUUACAAAUACCUGGACUGACUGGCAAAUUGGAAGCCUUACGCCGUCUGGAGCCGGAUGAGGCAGAGAAAACCUUGGGGGUCAUGUUGGCCCCAUUGGAAGAUCAACAUGCCCACGUCGCCCACCUCAAGAGUAUCGCCAAAAAGUGGGCUGAGCAAGUGCGAUUGGGGCAUCUACACAAAUACGAUGUCAUUCCCCUUAUCAAGACAACAGUGAUGAAAUCCCUGGAAUAUCCUAUGGUGUUAACUACACUGGAUGCUGCGACAUGGGUGUCAAUUAUGAGUCCUGUUCUUCAAGUGUCUAAACAUCUUGAGGUCCGGCUUUGCCACUUGUCCAACCGAACCAAAACUGGGGCGUAUAUGGAGGCUGCGGUUCAAGAACACCAACUUGAGACCGGCACCUCCUUUGGACUCUUCCAGCAGGACUAUAGCAACACGGCAAUUUUGGCGUCAGAUACUUGGCUCAAACGAGUCUGGAAAGAGUUGGAGGACUUGGAUAUCUAUGUUGCUCUUGACUCUCCUGUCCUCCCUCUCCGGUGCAAAGGCGAUGCCUUGCUCAUUGAGGUAUUCAUGGAGUUGGAAGUGGAUCAGGACGCUCUAAAGUGGCUCAACUGGUGCCGUAUGUUCCUCCAAGUUUGCACCGUCUCCGACAUCGUGACGGCCAAUGGCCGCAGCAUACGAGAGUCCAUGUGGCAUGGGGAACGUGACUACGCUCAUCGGAACACUACACUACUUGUCUCUGACGGACCCCAGCGCCUACUGCGUCAUCCUCUGGGCCCAUGGAUUGAUCCUCUUGACAACUGGAACUGGUUAUGGUCUUCUACCCAUGGAUUGUUCCACCGCCAGGGCCACGGGUGGCAACACUACCGUGACCGUCGCUCCUCCACACAAAGCAUUCAAUGGGACUUAUCCCGUUCUACGCAAUUGUCCAGGUGCAAACAACCACAUAACGAGCAUACCGACAACGGCGUCAGCUUCUUGCCAGCCCCCUUUUGGACCCAACCACUCCCAGCUGACUUGUGCCGAGCUACCGUCCACAUUACGCCUUUGCUAGGCACUCUAGCCCUCACCAGCAUUGGGACAGCACCGCUGCAGCCGCAUCACGACUCUCAACCGUCUUUGCUAGCCGCCUGGAUGGCCGCCUCGGCCAGGGUGACCGAGUAUGUUGGCUGGACCCCUGAAGAAAUUGAGAUUGAUGGCAACGAAAGCCUCCUUGCUGCAGCCCUACUUGAAGACCGGCUGUGUGUGAUCAGCGACGGUUCUUAUAAGCUCGGUCUGGGCAUGGCAGUGGUUCAACUGCUUCCAUGUAAGGGUGGCACAGAACGUAUUAUUGUUCGGUGCCAGACUCCAGGUCUAACUGGUGACCAGAGCGCGUACCGGAGUGAAUUAAUUGGCCUACUGGCCGGUAUCAUGGUUGUUGAUUGGCUCCUGGACCAGUGGGCCCCAACACUUCGACCACCACCCCGCGUUAGGAUUGCGUGCGAUGGAUUUUCGGCGUUGCUCAACACCUUUGGUGACAAUCGAGUCACACCGCAACAAGCCCAGUUUGACCUGGUCUCCUCUAUCCGGGAGGCACUUGCCCGCUCUAGGGCCUCGCGGGAACCUAGCCACGUGUACGGUCACCUUGAUACGGCGACAUCCUUUUCGUGCCUCUCUUGGUGGUCCAAACGGAAUGUGGAAGUGGAUGCGUGGGCGGUUGCCUAUCGCCACCAGAUCGAAGCUUCACACCGAUUGAUUGCACCUAACGCUCGUUUCUUUACCGAAUUGGCUGCCCGGUCCAACGGCGUCCGCCUGACAGGUGGCGCCAUCCGACCAGAUAUAUCCUUUUGGUACCUGAUUGACUUCAAGUGGAACCCCCAACUAGAAGACUUUGGAGUACCCAAUGGCGCUCACAAUCUUCUCUCCACAGGAGUGGGACCAGAUACUGUCCCCAGUGCUAUGGGCGGCACUGCCAAGGCUGGUAUCUGCCGCAACUUUCCUCGUGCUAUGGUCUACACCCCCAUUGCACUUCAAGGAGUGGGUGUCCCCCAUUGGUACGGCCUCCAAGUCAUCAAGCACUUAGACAUGCUACUUCGCCAUCCAGCCAACCAGACCAAAACGGGUGCCUUUGUGGAGGCAGUCCUUCAGACACAUCAGCUUGAGACCGGUACCUCCUGUGGCCUCUUCCAACAAGUCUAUUCCAACACCUCAAUCCUGGUCUCUGAUACGUGGGCCAAGCGGACCUGGAGGGAACUUGAUUCUCUCUCCAUACACCUGGAGUUUGAUUCUCCCUCCCUCCAACCACUGCACCAAGGGAACCAACUGUUAGUGGACCUGUUCAUUGACUCUUUGGUUGACCAACUUACAUUGAAGUGGCUCAACUGGUGCCGGAUCUUCCUCCACGCUGUCACUCUCUCCAAUAUUGUCAACGCUGAAGGGACAGCAAUCACUCUGAACGCAUGGAAAGGAAUAAGAGCAGACUACCGUGCUGACCGGUAUCAAUGGCCCUGUACUGCUCGUCCGUCUAAUCAGUGGUGA
Molecule: messenger RNA, 2613 nt
Organism: Cylindrotheca closterium
Lineage: Eukaryota; Bacillariophyta; Bacillariophyceae; Bacillariales; Bacillariaceae
Source: the annotation of a GenBank genome assembly